This is a messenger RNA of Peromyscus maniculatus bairdii (prairie deer mouse), 2066 nucleotides long. RefSeq names its product ectonucleoside triphosphate diphosphohydrolase 2 (gene Entpd2). Gene Ontology annotation, cellular component: plasma membrane. Gene Ontology annotation, biological process: nucleoside diphosphate catabolic process. Lineage: Eukaryota; Metazoa; Chordata; Mammalia; Rodentia; Cricetidae. The record is from RefSeq and is a predicted model, not a curated record. Gene Ontology annotation, molecular function: UDP phosphatase activity; ribonucleoside triphosphate phosphatase activity; GDP phosphatase activity.
GCUGUGGGGAGAUUCAGCCAAGAGCCUGAGAGAGAAGGGGUGGUGCGGCUGAGUCACCCGCACCUCUUCAGUCACCUGCGCGCCUUCGGAAGGGGCAGGGCCGACUUUGGGCUGGUCCCGCGGUGGGUGGGCCUUCAUGUGGGCGGGCCUCCUGCAGCCCCGCCCCGGCACCUAACCCUGGGCCCCGGGCCACCCAGGCCUCCCCGCUGCUCGCUGUCCCGGGUCCCUGCCGUGUUCUCCGGCGCGCUCCCAUGGCCGGAAAGUUGCUGUCUCUGCUGCCACCCCUGCUGCUGGCUGCGGUGGGUCUCGCCGGCCUCCUGCUGCUGUGCGUUCCUACCCAAGACGUCCGGGAGCCGCCCGCCCUCAAGUAUGGCAUCGUUCUGGAUGCUGGCUCUUCGCACACAUCCAUGUUUGUCUACAAGUGGCCGGCGGACAAAGAGAACGACACAGGCAUUGUGGGUCAGCACAGCUCUUGUGAUGUUCACGGUGGGGGCAUCUCCAGCUACGCAAAGGACCCUUCUAGGGCGGGCCAGAGUCUGGUCGAGUGUCUUGAACAGGCACUUCGGGAUGUGCCCAAAGACAGACAUGCCAGCACACCGCUCUACCUGGGAGCCACAGCAGGCAUGCGCCUACUCAACCUGACCAGCCCAGAGGCCACAGCCAGGGUGCUUGAGGCCGUGACAGAGACGCUCACACAGUACCCCUUUGACUUCCGUGGUGCUCGAAUCCUCUCGGGACAGGAUGAAGGGGUGUUUGGCUGGGUGACUGCCAAUUACCUGCUGGAGAACUUCAUCAAGUACGGCUGGGUGGGCCGGUGGGUCCGGCCGCGGAAGGGAACUCUGGGGGCCAUGGACCUUGGGGGUGCCUCAACACAGAUCACCUUUGAGACAACCAGCCCAUCUGAAGAUCCAGACAGUGAGGUCCAUCUGCGGCUCUAUGGCCAGCACUACCGUGUCUACACCCACAGCUUCCUCUGCUAUGGCCGAGACCAGGUUCUUCAGAGGCUGCUGGCCAGUGCCCUCCAGACCCACCACUUCCACCCCUGCUGGCCAAGGGGCUACUCCACGCAAGUGCUGCUCCGGGAAGUCUACCAGUCACCAUGCACUGUGGGCCAGCGUCCUCCGACCUUCAAUGGCAGUACCCUUGUCAGAGUCGCGGGGACCAGCAGCCCUGCCCUCUGCCGUGACCUGGUCUCUGGGCUCUUCAACUUCUCCUCCUGCCCCUUUUCCCAGUGCUCCUUCAACGGGGUCUUCCAGCCCCCUGUGACUGGGAACUUCAUAGCCUUUUCUGCUUUCUACUACACGGUGGACUUCCUGAGGACGGUGAUGGAGCUGCCUGUGGGAACCCUGCAGCAGCUGGAGGCAGCCACGGAGAUCGUCUGCAACCAGACCUGGGCUGAGCUCCAGGCUCGAGUGCCAGGGCAGCAGGCCCGCCUGGCUGACUACUGCGCCGGAGCCAUGUUCAUACAACAGCUGCUAAGCCGCGGCUACCGCUUUGAUGAGCGCUCCUUCAGCGGAGUGGUCUUCCAAAAGAAGGCCGCAGACACGGCUGUCGGCUGGGCGCUGGGCUACAUGCUGAAUUUGACCAACCUGAUUCCGGCUGACCUUCCGAGACUACGUAAGGGGACUCACUUCAGCUCCUGGGUCGCUCUCCUCCUGCUCUUCGCCGUCCUGCUCUUGGCGGCGCUGGUCCUGGUCCUGCGUCAGGUGCGCUCCGCCAAGUCCCCCGGCGCCCUCUAGGGGUGCACUGGGAGGUGCUCGCAACCCCCAGGACACCUCUGACAGAGUCAGCCUGGGGAUCGACAUCUACAGUCACCUUGGUAGGCCCCUGCAGGCCUCUCCAGAUCUCAAGUAUUUCUCCCCCCUCUCUCUCCCUGGGGUGUCAGGUCUCAGCCUGUGACUCAGGGUGAGGUCCGUGCAGAGAGGGACCUUUGUUCUGAUCUUCAGGGCCCUGGAACUUCCUGGGCAUAGCCUGGGCCUUUAGAAAGGCAGCCACCAGAGCCUACGGGCUAGGAGUCAGUUCAAUGCCUACUUGUACAAAUUUUGUAAUAAAAGAUUUUUCCUAAA